Messenger RNA from Knipowitschia caucasica, 435 nucleotides. The record is from the annotation of a GenBank genome assembly. NCBI's taxonomy places the organism in Eukaryota, Metazoa, Chordata, Actinopteri, Gobiiformes, Gobiidae.
AUGCCAGAGGGUCCAAGUGGAUCGUCUGACCUUCUCGCUGUGACAGAGGAGAUCAGAGCUCAUCUCCUGCUCUUGUAUCGUGGCUGUGACCACUCAUCACUCUGUUUGAAGAUUACCCGCUCGCAGACAUCAUCACUGGGGGUGAGGGGGGGCAGCUUAGAGGGUCCAGAGUCCAUAAUCCCUCAGCCUUCACGCCGAUUCUCCAUGCACUUCGACUCACUGAAAUACAAGCGUCCGCAGCAGCAGUCGGAGCUGUGGGUCCGCCGCGGGCCUCCUCAGAUGGAUGACACGUCUGCAGUGAAUGUGAAGGGGGAGAGGGGACUCGGCACCCGACUGCACGAAAAACCAAUGGGCCCAGGCCUGGCUCCAGGGAGGCUCCCCGGCUUAUCAGGAGGGACCCAAGCUACAGGAGGAACUGUAUACAGGCCUAGCUAA